Molecule: messenger RNA, 834 nt
Organism: Penicillium coprophilum
Lineage: Eukaryota; Fungi; Ascomycota; Eurotiomycetes; Eurotiales; Aspergillaceae
Gene: scw4
Product: putative cell wall glucanase (Scw4)
Exons: 1
Coding region: 1-834 (277 amino acids)
Biological process (GO): cell wall organization
Cellular component (GO): fungal-type cell wall; extracellular region; cell surface
Molecular function (GO): glucan endo-1,3-beta-D-glucosidase activity; 1,3-beta-glucanosyltransferase activity
Source: RefSeq, a predicted model, not a curated record
AUGAACCGCCCGUUCCCCACCCCCCCUCCCCAGCAGUCGCAUGCCCAAUUCGGCAUUUCCUACUCCCCAUACAAAGCAGACCGCACCUGCAAAAACCAAGAAGAGGUAAACCGAGAUCUAGACAGAAUCGCCGAAUACUCCUUCAUCCGCAUCUAUGGAACAGACUGUGACCAAACAAGAACAGUCUCCAACGCCGCGCGACGACACAACAUGCGCGUUUUCGCCGGCGUCUACGACCUAACCGAUUUCCCAGGAAGUCUCAGCGCCUUCAGCGACGCUAUCACAGGCCCAGACGGCAAAAAGGAUUGGUCCAUUUUCCACACGAUUGCUGUAGGCAAUGAGCUAGUAAACGCCGGCACCAGCUCCGCUAGCGACGUCGCGACUGCCGUCCAAAAAGCACGCUCUGUGCUCCGCGCACAGGGAUACAAUGGCCCCGUCGUCACAGUCGAUACCUUCUCCGUCUUACUCGACCACCCGGAACUGUGCCAGGUCUCCGACUACUGCGCUGCAAAUUGUCAUGCUUUCUUCGAUAGUACCCAGCGGCCUGCUAGUGCUGGUGCGUAUGCGCUCGAGCAGGCGCGUAGUAUCUCCGCUCGAGCUGGCGGGAAGCGUACGAUGAUCACUGAAUCUGGGUGGCCGCAUGCUGGGGAUGCCAAUGGGGGUGCUAUUCCCUCUGUGGAGAAUCAGCAGUUGGCUAUUGCGAGUUUGAGGAGGAGUUUUGAUCAUCGGAGGGAGGAUCUGGUGCUUUUCACUGCUUUUGAUGAUUUGUGGAAGAGUGACACCAGUCUCACCUUCAAUGCGGAAAAGUUUUGGGGGAUCCAUGGGGCUUUGUAG